AUGAAGGAGAGUGUUUUCCUCUGUCUCUUUGCAUUGGUGACACUGCUUGUUUCGCACCAUGUUUACGCACAGUCAUCAAAGUCGGAGCACAUAAUCACUUUCAACGGCACUGGUUGGGACUCUGUGGUUAAGGAUAAAUCUGCUGAACUUCGAGAAGCCCUCAUCGCCGAUAUUGGUCUUCAGCUGAAUCGAAGGUAUGCCUUUAAUACAACUAUAACUUUUGAUUCGCUGUCAACCUCUGGUAACCUGCAGGUUGAACUCUCUGUCAAUCAGACAGUGCUGCCAACUGUAGCUGAACCGUGGCUGCAGCAUAUAUGGACCCCGGAAGAGGUGAGCUCAUUAAUUGAGCAGAGUAAGUUCGCCACCACGCUGGCAAUGUAUCCUGGACCAGAUGUCUCUUCCUUCGUAAGUGUUCGAAUUCCUGGAGAAGGUGAAGAACUAAGCGAGUGUACCGGCGUUUGCAAAGGUAUGGUCUCCAUGGGAAUAAUCAUUGUUGGUCUGAUGAUGGUUGUUUUCUUGGUAACUCUUUCAUAUGUGUGUUGCUGCAACAGACGCCGGGACAAACAGUCACCUAGGGAGCCACAUCGGGAUUCUAUUGAUUGGAAAAGGUGA
Molecule: messenger RNA, 612 nt
Organism: Trypanosoma theileri
Lineage: Eukaryota; Euglenozoa; Kinetoplastea; Trypanosomatida; Trypanosomatidae
Exons: 1
Coding region: 1-612 (203 amino acids)
Source: RefSeq, a predicted model, not a curated record